Molecule: messenger RNA, 4367 nt
Organism: Anoplopoma fimbria (sablefish)
Lineage: Eukaryota; Metazoa; Chordata; Actinopteri; Perciformes; Anoplopomatidae
Product: cadherin-12-like
Exons: 13
Coding region: 554-3178 (874 amino acids)
Biological process (GO): cell morphogenesis; multicellular organism development; adherens junction organization
Cellular component (GO): plasma membrane; catenin complex; adherens junction
Molecular function (GO): calcium ion binding; cadherin binding
Source: RefSeq, a predicted model, not a curated record
CCUCAUGCAGUGCACCUGUCUGCCACACCCACCUCAUCAGCACCAUCACUCUCACCUGCUCACUCUGCUGCACCUACACCCUGCAGUAUUUAAACCCCAGUCUCACACACACUCACUGCCAGAUCGUUCUCCGCAUUAUGCCAGACCUUCCAGCGUUAUUCCCCGGACUGAUUUCCCGUUGCCGACCCCGCUUGUUUGGACUUCUCCGCUUUGCCUCUGCCCCGGUGUUUAAGAUGGGUAUUUACUGAAGUGAAGAGAAGACAAGCUGCUCAUCCUGGUUCCUCCAGGGUCAAACUCUGAAUCUCUCCACCGAUCCUCUGGACAUAACUGUAGACAAAACAGACCAAGAACUUCCACUCUAAACAAAAACUAUCUGAUGGAACAUCAAACCAAAGUGUCCACUGUCUCCUUUAUCCACCAUAAUGAUCUCCAGUAACUCUCACACUUCAGCAAGGAUAGUGCAUUAACAGAUUCCUCACAUCAUCUUGGAUCAUCUGCGAAUUUAAAGACUGUGUACGAUGCUUACCUUAAUGGAAAAUACGCUUUUGGAUGCAUGUCCAUUCCCAACCUGGAAAAAAAGAGCUGUUUAACUUUCCACUUACUUGUUCAACAGCAAUACUCCCUGAUGAUAAUAAGGGAAUAUGCCACUCUGUUUCUGGUGGGCUCCUGUUUCCUGUUGGACUACAGCUCCCAAAUCCCCCUGCAGGCUCUCCUCCAGAGUAGAACUAAGGCUGGGGUGAUGUCAGCCAGGGGAGGGAAUGGAGACAAAACUGUGAGAGCAUCUUUUGAGGAAGUGACAUCAUUGGUGAGCAGGACGAGUCUAAGAAGACAUGGGAGGUCGAGGGUCCAGCGCAUUAAAAGAGGAUGGGUGUGGAACCAGUUCUUUGUCCUGGAGGAGUACAUGGGAUCGGAACCACAGUAUGUUGGAAAGCUCCACACGGACAUGGACAAUGGAGACAAUGCAGUCAAGUACACUCUGUCAGGAGAAGGAGCUGGGUCCAUCUUUGCCAUAGAUCAAUUUACUGGAGAUAUUCAUGCACUGGUGGGGCUUGACAGGGAGGUGAAGUCCUACUACACGCUGAAGGCCCAGGCUGUUGAUAUCUACACAGGCCUCCCUCUGGAGCCACAGUCUGAGUUCAUCGUCAAGGUGCAGGACAUCAACGACAACGAGCCAUGUUUUCCUGAUGGUCCCUACAGCGCCAGUGUCCCCGAGAUGUCUCCAACAGGAACUUAUGUGACUCAGGUGACUGCCACCGAUGCAGAUGACCCCACAUAUGGCAACAGUGCACGAAUCGUCUACAGUAUCCUUCAUGGCCAGCCUUACUUCUCUGUGGACCCCAAGACAGGAAUCAUCAGGACAGCUCUAGCCAACAUGGACCGCGAGGUGAAAGGGGAGUACCAAGUUCUUCUCCAGGCCAAAGACAUGGGAGGUCAGAUGGGGGGGCUGGCCUCCACCACCACUAUCAACAUCACCCUCAGCGAUGUCAACGACAACCCACCACGCUUCGCUAAGAGUAUUUUCCAUCUGCGGGUUCCAGAGUCUGCGUCAGUUGGCUCAGCAGUGGGUCAGAUUCGAGCCCACGAUCAGGAUGCCGGCAGCAAUGCAGACGUGGAUUAUGCCAUUGUUCCAGGAGAUGAGGGCAACAUGUUUGACAUCAUCUCUAAUAGCCAAAGUCAAGAGGGAGUUGUAGUCUUGAAAAAGACUCUUGACUAUGAGACAAAGAAGUCAUACACCUUUAAGGUUGAGGUGUCUAACGCACAGCUAGACCGCCGUUUCCUCCACCUGGGGCCCUUCAAGGACUCAGCGACAGUUAAGGUGAAUGUCCUGGACAUGGACGAGCCUCCAGUCUUCACCAAGCCAUCCUACUCCAUGGAUGUGUUUGAGGACACUCCUCCAGGAACCAUCAUCGGCUCUGUGACGGCUCAAGACCUGGAUGCUAGCAGCAGUGCUGUCAGGUAUUCCUUGGAAUGGCAGACGGAGUCCGACAGCUGUUUUGACAUUGACACUGUGGAAGGGACAAUUUCCACUAAUGAAUACCUGGACAGAGAGACAGCUGUUCAGCACAAUAUCUCUGUAGUGGCAACCAAAGUCAACAACCCUCUGCUAUAUACUAAAGUGUCAGUGACAGUCAACGUCCUGGAUGUGAACGAGUUCCCUCCUGAGCUGGCAGUUCCUUCAGAUACCUAUGUCUGUGAAAACGCCAGAGUGGGACAGGUGAUCCAGACAGUCAGUGCUGUCGACAAGGACCUUUCUCCUGUUGGCCAGAGGUUCUUCUUCAAGUCCCCCAAAGAGCUUCACAACAGGAACUUCACUGUUCGAGAUUUUGGAAACAACACCGCUGGCAUUGUGUCUCGGCGUACGAGCUUCCAGCAGCGGUUGCAGGAUGUGUAUGUCCUUCCUGUUGUGGUUGAAGACAGCGGUUACCCCGCCCAAAGCAGCACAGCCACCCUCAUAAUCCGAGUGUGUGCCUGCGCGGGAGGAGGCUCGCUGCUGAGCUGCUCAGCUGAAGCAAUCUUCCUGCCUGUGGGCCUCAGCACUGGAGCUCUGAUGGCUAUCCUGCUCUGUGUAGCCCUGCUGAUCGUCAUGGCAGCAUUAUACAUGGGCCAGAGGCGCCACAAAGAGAAGGACACUCUGAUGACAUCAAAGGAGGACAUUCGUGAUAAUGUCAUUCAUUAUGAUGAUGAGGGCGGUGGCGAGGCGGACACUCGCGCGUUCAACAUGGGCACUCUGCGCAACACACAUUCACAGCGCACCAGCACUCACAGCAGCAGCUCCAAGAAGGAGAAAAAUGGCUACGGAGACGGGGUUCUGCUGCACCUCAGCAGCCGCUGUGAUGACGUCAGGUCACCUGACAUCCAUCGUGAAACUGCAGGUGUCAUCGCUGGCGUGAACAACAAACACAAAGUGACUGAGGGCGAUGCUGAAAUGAUGAGGGAGUUCAUUGCACAGAGGCUGGAGGAGAGUCAGCAGGGUUACGCUGCCCCGCCCUAUGAUUCACUGGCGACCUACGCCUAUGAGGGUGACGGCUCUGUGGCCGGCUCGCUCAGCUCCAUAGAGGGGUCAUGGGUUAUUGACGAUUCAGGGGAUUUUAGCUCUCUUGGUGACUGGGGACAGCCGUCCAAAACACUAGCUAGCAUCCUGGACAGACAGCCGCCGUCUCUGACUAAGGAGAGCUGAGAGGGAGCUGGUCAGCAGAGAGACUUUGGGAGGCCAUGUGGCAGACCAACUUUUUUAGACAUGAUUUUUUACUGUGACUGGCACCGGCUAGAACGAUGUGAGGACCCUUUAGGGAGCUGUCCAUGUGAAGUAGACACAGAAUCCAGCUACGGAUGUGUGAAAUUUGUUAAUAAAAAUAUCUCUGUGAUUUCAACAUCAGAUUUUUAAGUCUCAUCAAAACAUUUCCAACAGUGGUCACCUGGUUCCUGACCUUUCCUCUAGCAUGUCCAUGAGUUUGCCAUUUUGUUUCAGAGAGAAAUGCCGCAACAGCUACUAUGCAAUUUGGUACGGAACUACAAGUCCAUUCAGGAUGAACUGAUAACUAUUCCUCCACGGCCAUCUUCACCUCAACAUUAAAGUGUGUGCAAUACUUGGUUUUAUGACCAAAUAUUUGCAGAACUAAUUCCCAUCAGCCUUAGCUGUACUUGUCUUUAGUGAGAAUUAGCAAGUGUUAGCAUGCUAAUAUGCUAAACUAAGGUGGCGACGUAUAGGCAUGUUAACACUGUCAUUGUGAGGAUGUUAACAUCUCACUUAACAGCUCACUGCUGUUCAGAACAGUACUGUUUCUGAUUUCACACCAGUUUAGGAUUCAGUUUUUUAUAUAUUUGUUUAAACACUUUAUUUGAUAAACUCUGAGUUAUCAGUCUGGCAAAUUAACUCAGUAUGGCGGUGCGGGGGUGCGUGGUCACAUAUCGACACAGAUGUGUGGGCUGUGCGCUAAUUGUUCCUGCUUCUGCACACUGGUGAUAAUGCUGUUGUAAAGCUGCUAUGUUUAGCAUUAGAGGUGUCUCAUAGUGAUGAACCGACAGAUAAUUUACACCAACUUCUGCAGCUUUAUUAUUUCAGUUUGCUCUCGCUCUGAUCAGCCUUGCCUCCAGCAGCAGGCAGCUGUUUUCAUUGACAAAGUUAGUGACAGUGUUGGGCGAGCUGCUUGGAAAGUGUAGUGAGCUAAGCUACCAGUUAAACCACAUUAAAUGAUGCUUCAAUAAACUGAAGCUAUUCCAGAGAGAUGAAGCAAGCUAAGCUACGUGGCAAAAGUAUUUUUUUAAACAUCAACAUUUUUUAUCUAGUUAUAUGAAGUUUAGAAUAAGGUAUUGUAAUUGAGUCCACUCUGUAGAAGCUAUAUCUUCAUGCAUUUCAAGAUUUUUUU